AAAAAGAUAUAAAAGGGGCGACAGAUUUUGACAAGCUCAAACUUUACUUGAACAAUUUAUUAAAUAUGGGUUACCACGAAGAAGCUUACGAAUCUUUCCACGUUGAAGCUCCCACUGAAGAACACAAGUCUAACUGGACCCACCAAGCCCUUGCUGCUGCUGCUGGUUUCGCUGCCAUGAGAGCUUUUGAUAAGAAGAAGGAAGAAGGCGGUGAAGAAGACCAACACGCUCUUGCCAAGGAACUCCUCGCUGGUUUGGCUGCUGCUUCCGUUGACCACCUUGUUGAAACCAAGGGUCUUGACUGGGCUGACAAACAAAAGGCCAAGAAGCAAGCUGAAGAAGAAGCUCGCAAGUUGUACUCUGAAAGAACUGGUUACGAAUUCUAAGCAUAACCAUUUUUACAUAUCCCUUUUAUACAUAGCACGAUAAAGUUUAAAAAAAAACGUAAAUACUAAUGUUCUAAUUUAUUACAAAAUAAAUUGUCAUGAAAUCUGUACAUCCAAAA
This is a messenger RNA of Gilbertella persicaria, 505 nucleotides long. RefSeq lists its product as uncharacterized. The record is from RefSeq and is a predicted model, not a curated record. The transcript has a single exon. Bases 66 to 386 code for a protein of 106 amino acids. NCBI's taxonomy places the organism in Eukaryota, Fungi, Mucoromycota, Mucoromycetes, Mucorales, Choanephoraceae.